This is a messenger RNA of Fibroporia radiculosa, 2775 nucleotides long. RefSeq lists its product as uncharacterized. Lineage: Eukaryota; Fungi; Basidiomycota; Agaricomycetes; Polyporales; Fibroporiaceae. Bases 1 to 2775 code for a protein of 924 amino acids. Gene Ontology annotation, biological process: Golgi organization; protein transport; intra-Golgi vesicle-mediated transport. The transcript is spliced from 12 exons. Gene Ontology annotation, cellular component: membrane; COG complex. The record is from RefSeq and is a predicted model, not a curated record.
AUGUCUUCAGCACAAAGCCCUGAUACAUCUCGUUCUUCGGAUAAGUUUCAGCUGCAGAGGCUGGCCGAAGAGCUUGUAACACGCGAGCUUACCUCUUCUGCAUCCCGCACCAACGGUCAUCUCGACGGACUCUCUAGAGCCGAACGCGACCUCCCCGUCUACGUCCCUUUGUCGCACGACAACCCUUACUUGUCCAUCGGGUCUUUCAAUGUCGAAGAGUUCUUGCUGUCACGUUCUUACACAUCCCUCCCUGAUCUGCGGUUGGAGCUGCGGGACUACCUCGUUGCAUUGAAGGAAGAACUCGUGAAGCUCAUCAACGAUGACUACGAGGCUUUCAUCAGUCUCAGCACUGAUUUGAGGGGCGAGGGUGCUAGACUGGAGCGUAUGAAAUGGCCCCUAGGUGACCUCAAGGUUCAAGUACUUGAAGCUAGAGGGACCUUACAGUCGAUACAGGAUGCCAUUCAAUCCAAGCUGAGAAAACGCUCGGCUCUCAGAGAAGAAAAGACGUUUCUGCAUCUGCUUCUCAAGAUAUCAGAGUCCAUAACGCGCCUAGAGUCGCUCUUGCUCAUUGCCUCACCAUCCGACGAAGAUAAAUUCUCGUCCGGUCUGAAGGCAUCAUCUCACAUUGAGGACGUCACCGCAGAUGAAAGAAAUCGUGGUAACCGUGCCAAGCACCUUGCUCGUGUCGCAGUGGAGUAUACACAACUACUCUAUCACGUCUCUAGAGCGCGUGACGAAGGCAGCGCCUUCGUAGACGAAUCACAGUGGCGUAUUGACCGGAUCCAUUCCACUUUGUCUUCUGACCUCGACCAUAUCUUUGCAAGCACAGUAAAAUCUCUCGCAACUGGAAAGCAGCAAGGCAAGGAGACAAGGGCGUCAGAGAUUGAACGUUCGAAAUGGCUUGCUGAUGCUACCGAGUGCCUGCGAACUUACGAUACUCUCGGGCUGUGGCGGGAUGCGGAAGACGUUCUCCGCAGAGAAGUGGUGCGCGAGUUCGUCAAAAAGACAGUCCAUCCGACUGCCCUUGCAGCCCCUCACUCUCCCAUCCUCCCCCAUACGCCCUUCGCGCCCAACAUCCUCUCUCCCGCCCCACCACUGACUGCGUCACAUCCGCCCCGCACACCCUACACACCUUUCACUGCAUUCGCUUCCAAGCAGAAUCCUUUUGAACUCAACCUGCAAGCAGGCGCCCAGUCUGCCGUCGCAGCGCAUAUCCUCGACGACCAUGAUGAUCCCCUUGCUGCACUCUACAACACCAUUUUACGCUUCGUAGAUCGCGACCUAAAACGGAUCAUGGAGAUCGCAGAGAAUGUAUGUGUGAAAUCGGGGUCGCGCGCGUCCGCAUCUGUACCAUCGGUUCCUCCAAAGGCAGGCGCGACGAAACCUUCCGCCGACGAUACUGGCUUCGAAGUUAUGGCGAACGUGGUGUGGGCAGAGAUUGGCCGCGCGAUCAUGGACGAGCUAGGCGGUACGGUGUUUGCUGCUGGCAAGCCGGACGAGUUCCGCAAGCACCACGAAGUUACGCAAGCUUUCAUACGUUCGCUCGAGUUCCUGGCGCCAUCCGUCCAUUCCGUCGAGGUUAUGCGAGCGCACCCUGUGUUUGCCACCUUCGAGCGGCGAUGGCAGCUUCCUGUGUAUUUUCAGUUGCGGUGGAAGGAGAUCGUCACGAAGCUCGAAGAUGCUCUGUCCGUUACUAUUCUAGAGCGAUCGACCAACAAGAUGCUGGGGCCGUUUGUCACGGUGCAAGCUGCAGCAGUCUGGGAGGCUAUCAAUACGUGCUGGAGCGCACAGGUCUUUAUUCCAGAGCUCGGUCAUCGGUAUUGGAAAUUCACUCUCCAGCUGCUAAGCAGGUACAAAACGUGGUUGGAUGCCAGUCUUCCACAAUUUGAGGCUCCUCCGAAAAUCGCAGCAGCCGUGGCUGCAGAAAAAUAUAGUACAAUACCAGGUUCCCCUGCUUCACUAUCGCGCGCCGCCACUCCAAGUCUACCGACUGAAGCGGCUUCCGCGGAGGCCACUGCAGCCGACGAAUUAUUGCUCCAGCAGUUCUCAACGGCUAUUAUCGACAUCAGAGCACUAGAAGCACAGAUGAUCAAGCUGUGGCGGGAGGAGCUGAGCAUGAUGCUUCCAGAGCUUGAUCUGGGUCCUGAAGAUGAUAUCAUGCCCGGAGAUGCGCUCAAGCAUGCGCUGUCGACAAUCGCCGCUCUUGUGCCACCAUCAUCAGGUCAAAUCAUUGCCAUUCUAUCGCGGCGGGGUUGCGAUGCGCUCCUGUCCAUGCGUUCCAUUCCUUCGCAAUUUAGAGCCAUGUCAUCGAAUAAGCGCACACCAUCUGAGCCAAGUUACUUUGUGUCGCUCAUAUUCCGCCCUGUCAAAGGAUUUUUCGAGGGACUAGGGCUGGCACUGAAAGACGAGUUUUUGCAGGCAUAUGCCGAGGAGGUUUUCGAGAUUGUGACGCAGAGGUAUAUCCACUUCUUAUCGGCUAUGAAAAAGACGGAAGAAUCCCUGCGGCGCCUGAAAAAGGGCAAGAAGUCAGCAUUUUCUCUGUUCGGAGGCUCGCAACCAGCGAAGGAAGACGAUGGCAGGGCAGACGAGGAGAAAAUACGCGCGCAGAUGACGCUGGACGUUGAAGCUUUUGGUAAGGAUGCGGAGGCAUUAGGAGUGGCUGUAGAACAGAGCGAGGCCUUCACGUUGCUGAAGGACAUGGCAAGCGCAAAUCUGACAGACGGUAUGUCCUCCGUAAUGAUGGAGCAGCCACAUAAUUUACAUUCACCGACGUGA